Messenger RNA from Notechis scutatus (mainland tiger snake), 1529 nucleotides. It is a transcript of the gene TK2, whose product is annotated as thymidine kinase 2. Gene Ontology annotation, molecular function: deoxynucleoside kinase activity. Gene Ontology annotation, cellular component: mitochondrion; cytoplasm. NCBI's taxonomy places the organism in Eukaryota, Metazoa, Chordata, Lepidosauria, Squamata, Elapidae. The record is from RefSeq and is a predicted model, not a curated record.
CCCCCCCCCUCGUUGCAAAGCGCAGCUGCUGGAGCGGCAGAAGGGAAGUGGGUCUUUUGCCCGGGCAGCUUCCCUUUUCCUGACUUUUGCAACGCGGCCGCCCUCCGGUUCCGCGGCCGGACACGAGCGAUGUGGUGCAUGCAAUCGCUCCGUCACCGGCUCCGGCUGCCUGGCUUCCAGCUCUGGGCGGCUGGGCCUCUUUCGGCUUCCUGCAGCUGGAAAACCGGCUUCUCGGAGCUUCGCCGCCCUGCGUCGCCGAGGGAUCAACGCUGCGCCAUGGCCGGGUCUUCCCAGCACGCCUCUUAUAAGCACCUGGAAAACGGAGGAGAAAAAAAGACAGUUAUCUGCAUUGAGGGGAAUAUUGCUAGCGGGAAAACAACCUGCCUGGAUUAUUUUGCUAAAAACACUGGCAUUGAGGUGUUGACAGAACCAGUAUCUAAAUGGAGGAAUGUCCGUGGUCACAACCCUUUGGCCUUAAUGUAUCAAGACGCAAACCGGUGGGGACUGACAUUACAGACUUACGUGCAGUUGACUAUGUUGGACCGGCAUACAAAACCAAUGAUUUCUCCCAUAAGAAUGAUGGAGAGGUCAAUUCACAGCGCAAAGUACAUUUUUGUGGAGAACUUAUAUCGCAGUGGGAAAAUGCCAGAAGUAGAUUAUGUCAUCCUGACUGAAUGGUUUGACUGGAUCGUCAAGAAUAUGAACGUGUCAAUUGAUCUGAUAGUUUACCUACAGACCUCUCCUGGCAUGUGUUAUCAGAGACUCAAGCGGAGGUGCAGGGAAGAGGAAAAGGUGAUUCCCAUGGAAUAUUUAGAAGCUAUUCAUCAGCUUUAUGAAGACUGGCUCAUUAACCAAACAUUGUUCAAAGUCCCUUCUCCAGUGCUUGUGCUGCAGGCUGAUGAUGACCUGCAGGAAAUGAUGGAGAAAUAUGAAGAGAAUCAGGACCAAAUCUUAAUGCUGGACAACACCCAACGCCGUCGGUAGAAUCAGCUGUCUUACUAUGGACAAGACUCUGUUGCCCAAAACAACAAGUACACAGAGGGUUUAGCUUAACUGAGAGAGCGAGCUGUAGGCUUGGUUUCUGCAAGCAGCUUGAAUUGGUGGGCUUGGAAACUUGAAGGCAUUCUGAGCAGUCCAAGUGUUUGGAAUUACAGAAUCGCUGAGAAGGUCCACUAUUUCCAUGCAGGAUGACCCACCCAGAGCCAGAAUGGAUUCUGCACUCUUCUCUGCUUCCCCUCCUCAUCCUCAGCCUCUUCUCUGUUUUUGGACUGUACCCUCGAAGAGUAAAUACGUACACAUAAGGUGUGGCUAAUUCUUCUCUUUCGCAACAGCCCAUCUACUUUUUUCAGCCGCUUGCACUUAAUGCUGCUAGUGAGGCCCAAGAGACUCACAAAUGAUGGAGAAAUAUGAAGAGAAUCUGAAUGGAAUGUGUAGCUAUGACUUGAUUCCUCCUGCUGCCAAGAGACGGUGCCGUUUGGAGUUAGCAAAUGUGCAGCUCAAAUGCAAUGACAUUAAAAAAUUUUUUUUUC